Amphibalanus amphitrite is the source of this 2922-nucleotide messenger RNA. RefSeq names its product spondin-1-like. The transcript is spliced from 14 exons. NCBI's taxonomy places the organism in Eukaryota, Metazoa, Arthropoda, Thecostraca, Balanomorpha, Balanidae. Gene Ontology annotation, molecular function: serine-type endopeptidase inhibitor activity. The record is from RefSeq and is a predicted model, not a curated record. The coding region runs from base 78 to 2390 and encodes 770 amino acids. Gene Ontology annotation, biological process: cell adhesion. Gene Ontology annotation, cellular component: extracellular matrix.
CUGCGACUGGUGCUGGCCGCCAGUGCUCUGUGUCGCCCUUCCCGUGUCGACUGUCCUCUGUGUCGGUCUGCCACACCAUGGCACCAUCCGGCGUCUCCGUGGUGCUGGUGUUGGUCCUGGUGCUGGUGUCAGCGCCGGCAGCGGCGCAGCGCUGUAACCGAGAGCCCCCCGACCGGAACACGGCUAAAACGGCCGGCGGGGGCGGCUUCCGGAUUAAGUUCAGCGGCGGGGUCGACACGUACACACCGGGAACAAUCUACACUGUGAAGCUGAUGGGCUGGAGGACGCAGUACCUCGCGGAGAAGUUCACCGCCUUCAGUCUGGUGGCGGAGAACUCGCGAACAGGCGGCUCCUCGGUGAGGGACGCCGGCUCUUUCCAGGUGUUCGGCUUCGGGCUGGCCAAGUUCGACCCCAACUGUCCCAACAUGGUCACCCAGACGUCCACCGUUCCCAAGACCGAGGCCGAGGUGCUCUGGAUGGCACCGCGGGCCGGUGCUGGCUGCGUCACCUUCAAGGCCGUCGUGGUCCGCUCCCGCUACGUGUGGUACAUGGAUGACGAGGGACUGACCAAAGAGCUGUGCGAGGAGGGCUCCAGUCACCGACCGCCGCGGCAGCACCAGCAACAGGAACAGAGCCACCAGCAGCAGCAACAACAAGCCGAAGGCACCUGCUGCGCCUGUGACGAGGCCAAAUACGAGCUUCGCUUCGACGGCCUGUGGUCGCGCGAGUCCCACCCGAAGGACUUUCCGCGCAACGAGUGGCUAACUCACUUCAGCGACGUUCUGGUGGCGAGCCACGUGCCGGAUGUCAGCAUGUGGCAGGAGGGGGAGCCGGCCUCGGACGGGCUCAAACAGGUGGCGGAGUACGGCUACACCAGGAAACUCGAACAGGAGAUGAAGGUCAAGGGGCGAGCGUUGCGGACCCUGACUCGAGCCAAGGGUCUGUGGCAUCCGAACGUCCAGGGCACUACCGCUGUUGACUUCAAGGUGGACAAGAAGCGUCAUCACUUUUCUGCAGUCACCAUGCUAGGGCCGUCCCCGGACUGGAUUCUGGGUGUGUCGGGUCUGAAUCUCUGCCUCAAGAACUGCUCCUGGAUGGAGGAGAAGGUCAUCGACCUCGGACUGUAUGACGCCGGAACCGACAGCGGCAUCAGCUACGAGUCUCCGAACGCUCCUGAGGCUGAGCGGCAGCCGGUUCGCGCCAUCACCGCUGAGUGGCCUGCCGACCCGCGCGCGCCCUUCUUUGGCGCGCCGGCGGCACCCGUGGCGCGCAUCACCCUGACCCGGACCCGGGUCAUCCCCCGCAGCUGCGACCAUCAGCCGGACGUGGGACGGCAUACAUCGGCAGCAGACGAUCUGCCUCGCGAUGACCGACCCGAGUGUAUGGUAACUCCGUGGAGCGACUGGUCCGAGUGCUCAGUCACGUGCGGAGAGGGACUGAGCAUGCGAACCAGGGAGUACAAGCUGCCCGCAAAGGCGCAGAUGAUGAACUGCAAGCAGCAGCUUGUCGAAAAGGUGCUGUGUGACGCCCCGCUGACGUGUGACGGCCGGCCACGGCCCGUGUCAGACCACUCUGGACUCGGGGAGCUGAGCGGCCUGUGCGCCAUGAGCUCGUGGAGCGCCUGGUCGCCGUGCUCGGUCACCUGCGGCCAGGGCUUCAGGAUGCGGAGACGGAACUACCUGGACCGUAUGGGCAGGAAGAAGUGCUUCCACGACACAGAAGAGAAGGAGAAGUGUAUGGCGGUGCAGGCCGAGUGUCCGGAGACCGAAGAGGAGGAGGUGGACAGCGCCUGCCCUGUGACCGAUUGGAGUUUCUGGUCACCAUGUUCAGUAACCUGCGGCAGCGGACAGCGGGUUCGGGCCCGGCUGCUGCUGCUCCCGGAGCGCGAGCAGGCCCAGUGUCAGCACGUGCGGCUGAUGGACAAGGGCCCCUGCGAGGCGGCCAGGACGAGCUGCACCCUGGAUAUGAUGGAGGCUAAACGUGUGUGUAUGCUGCCAAGAGAGAUGGGACCUUGUCGCGGCAACUUCGAGCGCUGGUACUUCGAGCCGAUGAAGGGCAUGUGCGUUAGGUUUGUCUACGGAGGCUGUCGAGGAAACCAGAACAACUUCGAGACGUUUGAGGACUGCCAGACAUCCUGCUCAGUGGUGGCUGGCGGCGGCGGCGGCUCCCCUGCCGCCCAUAACCUGGUGUCGACUGCCCCCGAGCCUGUGGACUGCAUGGUCACCCCGUGGCUGCCCUGGGAGCCCUGUGACCGCACCUGUGGCCGCCGUGGCUCCGGCCGACAGCGGCGCGUCAGACGCAUCAAGGUCCACCCGAGGAACGGGGGCCGUCGGUGUCCCCGUCGCAUGGAGCGCUAUCGACGCUGUCGUAGCCUGCCACCCUGUAUCUAAAACCGCCCCGACAAACAGCGCUGUGGAGUCAGAACGUGACUGCGAGAGCUCAGCUCCGACAUACCAGCACAUUCGUCCGUGCGCGCCCAGUAAACAGGCGACUGAGACGGCAAACUGUGAAGAACGAGGAUGAUUGAGAAACAUGACCAAGCGCAAGUCGCGCGCGUGAUAGGCGAUCUUUUUCAUACUUCGGGUCUUGCUAGUUGGGUGUAUAUGUAAUUCAUUGCAAUGUUGCAUUUAAUUAUACCUACGUCAUAUUCAUAUACCAAGAUGGCAACAGCUGCAAGCUUGCAAGCUCUAGAGUAGUGACGAUCCGUCGAAAACAAUAUAGACUACGGUUUAUGGUAAUACGACGCAAGACGCAACAUUAACCGCAUGUUUUAUUUUGUUUUUAUGUACGGAGAGGUGGUUUACUGCGUGACUUAAUGCAAGCUAUUACUUUGGCAUUUAAUAAAGCGCACGCCAUCGCCCCAAUACAAAUGCUGCUGCCAGAGAAGUUAAUCGUUGCCAAUAUAAAACCGCCAAUAAUCCA